Messenger RNA from Saccostrea cuccullata (small rock oyster), 668 nucleotides. RefSeq lists its product as uncharacterized. Lineage: Eukaryota; Metazoa; Mollusca; Bivalvia; Ostreida; Ostreidae. The transcript is spliced from 3 exons. Bases 1 to 405 code for a protein of 134 amino acids. The record is from RefSeq and is a predicted model, not a curated record.
AUGAAGAGGCCUAAGACUGGCGGUGGUCCAAAGCCCCCAAGUCCAUCUCCCGCAGAAAAAUCCAUCUUGGAUAAUUUGGACGGUAGACCUUCUUUGGAAGGUAUACCUGGUGGGAUUGAUACAUCUGAUCUGUUGCCAAUCCAGCCUUCCACCUCCUCAGACAUGCCUGAAAAGAUAAAAGAGACAAGAGAUUCUGGUAAGUCAAAGAAGAGAGUGACAGUUCAAGAUUUGGAACAGAAGAACCUUGGUCUGGAAAAAGAGAAGUUGCACGAACAAAUUAUGAAGAUCAAGGAUGAAAGAGAGCUAAUCCAAGCACAGAAGUCCUAUUAUGAUUUAAAAUUUCAAAUAUUAGUUAAUUCACAUCCAGAAGUGGUAGCUCAGAUGUUAAAAAGUAAUGAAAUUUAAAUGUCUCACACAUAGCUCAGGUGAGCUAUGUGGCCCCUGGGUUCUUAAUGUCUAAAAGUACGGGUAGGGACAUAAUGACUCUGGUGAGAGUUGUGGACCAUGAAUCUCUUAUUCAACAUUCAUAAGUGCUUUUACACACUUGUACAAAUUAGAUCCUCAAGUAAAUGUGUAUAUUUAGAUUGAUGUUAAAUGUGUAUAUUUAAGAUUGUUGAAUGUAUAGCAUUUAAACCAUUAAGUCGUUAAAUAUUUUCAUCAAAAUUUGA